ACCCAAACUUAUAUAAUAAUCAGAAAUAAAAUCUCAAUGAUUUACUAAACUCCAAAGUUUCUCCCUAUAAAUACAUUUCCUUUUAUCACACAUAGUCAUAAGCCAUUAAUCACACACAUAGUCAUAAGCCAUUAAUCACACACAUUUAGCUCUUUGUGUUUCAUUAAGCACUCAAUAUUAGCUAAAGCCAAUGGCUCCAAAAAGGCAAGAAGUCAUGGGUGUAGUCUUGGUCAUGAUGGUCAUGGUAUGGGGUGGAGCCCGGGCUCAAUCGAGCGGUUGCACCAACACGCUCAUGGGUUUGGCUUCGUGCCUAAACUAUGUGACAGGAAACACGUCUACUCCCUCACCUUCAUGUUGCUCACAACUCUCGACCGUGGUGCAGUCACAACCACUAUGCCUUUGUUCUUUGCUUAAUGGCAACGGUCCGAAUAUUGGCGUUACUAUUAACCAAACUCUUGCGAUAACGCUUCCUGGUGCUUGUAAAGUACAAACUCCUCCCAUCAGCCGAUGCAAUGCUGUUGCUAAUGGACCUGCUGGUGGACCUACAAGUUCAGCAAGUUCCCCAACUGGCUCAACCGGUUCAGAAAUAGUGCCUUCACAAGAAACCCCUGAAGCUGAAGCUCCCACUACAUCAUCAACACCAACUACCACUUCUGGAUCGGGAUCUGGAUCGAAAACAACGCCAUCAACAAAUAACAACGCAUCGGAUGGAAGCAGAUUUGGAGUACCGAGUUUUCUUAUGUUUUUCGUUCUUUUCUUCGGAAUGAAGUUUUGAGUAUUCUCAUGAUCAAGUGUGUUGUUGGUUUUUGUUGCAUUUGAUUACACAUUGUUUCAUUUGUUUCCUUGAGUGAUUUAAGGUUUCAAAUUUUUCCAUAUGUAACAUGUUAUUUCUUGAUAAAUAUUAAGUCA
This is a messenger RNA of Cynara cardunculus var. scolymus (artichoke), 909 nucleotides long. RefSeq names its product protein YLS3-like. NCBI's taxonomy places the organism in Eukaryota, Viridiplantae, Streptophyta, Magnoliopsida, Asterales, Asteraceae. The coding region runs from base 191 to 775 and encodes 194 amino acids. The record is from RefSeq and is a predicted model, not a curated record. The transcript is spliced from 3 exons.